AUGAUAUUGAGUCUCAUCAGUUAUGCAUUACAGUCAAUCAAUAAUAAUAACACCAAUAGCGACAUUUAUUCAUAUUUCAAAGUAAAAACGCCAAAUUUCGAUCAUAUUCCUACGACGUUACCUAUUCAUGAUGUUCUUCUUGUUAUACGUACUUCUAAAUAUACUCAAAGAUCCCGUAUGCCAGUCAUUCUCAAAACAUGGUUUCAAUUUUCUCCCGAUACAACUCAUAUAACUACAAACGGCGAUGCAAAAUAUGUUCAUCAGUUUCUUUCUAAACAAUAUCAUGAUCAUGUGCAUUCAACUACAUGUAAACAGGCGCAUUCCAUUCGUGAUUUAUGUUGUCACAGUGCAUCAGAAUUUCAGAUUUAUUUCGAAAAUAAACAUAAAUAUCGAUGGUUAUGUCGCUUUGAUGAUGAUCAAUAUGUAAAUGUACCAUUACUUAUUCACUAUUUAAAACAAUUUUCUCCUGAUACACAACCAUUAUAUAUUGGUAAACCAAGUAUGCAAGAACCAAAGCGUGGUCAUGGUAUAGAUUUUUGGUUUGCAACAUAUGGCGGUGGUGUUUGUUUUUCUCGGGCGCUUUUAAAAAUGAUUCGUAAUGAUGUUCAACCGAAUAAUAACUUUAUGGAAGGAUGUAUAUCAUCAAAUUAUCCUGAUGAUACACAUAUAGCUUAUAUACUUCGAGUAAAUUAUAAUAUUAACUUAACUGUUGCAAAUGAUUUUCAUCAUCAUAUUGAACGAAAUUUAUUUACUAAUUUAACAAGUCCAUCGAAUAUUGAUCAAGCUAUUACACUCGGUUUUAAAGGUAAUAACGUGCCUAGAUUUGUACCUCUAGUAAAAAAUGAUGUGUUUCAUAUGCAAACAUUACAUUGCUUAUUAUAUCCGGAUGCAAAUUGCACGCGUUUGUUAAGAAUUUUAAUAAAUAAAUUUUACGAAGACAAGAAAAGUUAA
This is a messenger RNA of Rotaria socialis, 951 nucleotides long. The record is from the annotation of a GenBank genome assembly. NCBI's taxonomy places the organism in Eukaryota, Metazoa, Rotifera, Eurotatoria, Philodinida, Philodinidae.